GCCCGUUCUCCGCCCCGGCGCCGGAGAGCGGCCGGCGGGAGCGCCCCUCCUUCCCUCCGCGAGGGCGGGCGGAGAGCGGCGGCGCCGCGGGGGAGGCGCUCCGGAGCCAUGCGGGAGUACAAGGUGGUGGUGCUGGGCUCGGGCGGCGUGGGCAAGUCCGCCCUCACCGUGCAGUUCGUCACCGGCUCGUUCAUCGAGAAGUACGACCCCACCAUCGAGGACUUCUACCGCAAGGAGAUCGAGGUGGACUCCUCGCCGUCCGUGCUGGAGAUCCUGGACACGGCGGGCACCGAGCAGUUCGCCUCCAUGCGGGACCUCUACAUCAAGAACGGGCAGGGCUUCAUCCUGGUGUACAGCCUGGUGAACCAGCAGAGCUUCCAGGACAUAAAGCCCAUGCGGGACCAGAUCAUCCGCGUCAAGCGGUACGAGCGGGUGCCCAUGAUCCUGGUGGGCAACAAGGUGGACCUGGAGGGCGAGCGGGAGGUGUCCUUCGGGGAGGGCAAGGCGCUGGCCGAGGAGUGGAGCUGCCCCUUCAUGGAGACCUCGGCCAAGCACAAAGCCUCGGUGGACGAGCUGUUCGCCGAGAUCGUCCGCCAGAUGAACUACGCCGCGCAGCCCGGCGGGGACGAGCCCUGCUGCGCCGCCUGCGCCAUCCUCUGAGCGCCCGCGGGGACGGACCCGGCUCCGCGCCGCCCGGGCCGGGCACGGGGCGCCGCUUCCCUCCCUCCCGCCCGCCCCGCCGCGCUGCUCCGCUCCGCGGCCGUAGCGGGGCCGGCCCGGGCGCCCCGACACGCUAUGCAAGGUGGAGCGCGGCGCGGGGAGCGGCGCGUCCGCCCGGACCGGGACCGGACGGAGCGCGGGGCGGAGCGGCGCGACCGCCUGUGAAAGGAUUCUCUAUUUUGUUUACCUGCUGUAUCACAGGGAGUCUGCAGGAGAGUGGCAGGGCGUUAUUUUUUAAUGGUUCUUUUUUUGCGAUCAGCUGUGAAAACGUUACGAGUCUGCACAAUGUUUAGGUGUGCGUGCGUGUGUGAUUUCGUUAUUUUAUUCCCCCCCUCCGGCGGGCGAGAGGGGCGUUCCUUCCCGGGGCUCUCUCUGGGUCGGCGCUGCCCCGCAGUGCCCCGCUCGGAGCGGCACAGCCCCUCCAUCCCACCCCCCCUCCCGUGUCCGCAGUGCCUUCCCCGCACCCCGUGCCGGCUGGUGCCAACCUGUGAGCGCCGCAGAAUCCCCUUCUCUGCCACUCCGAACCCACGCACAGUUCCCUCUCAGUAAUCAUGCCGAACAGGCCAGGACAAAAGGGCCCAUUGUUGGUGGGAUUUAUUUCUUAUUUCCAUCCAAGCCUUUUAGCUGUAAUUUCGAUGUCUUGCAAGUUUGGCCUUCAUUUACUUCAAAUUUGCAAGAAUUCAGCGUUUUGGGACUUUGAGCGGUGGGCUUUUUUUUCUGCCUCCUUCUUUGUGUUUUGUUGUUACUGUCACUGUGGGGGCUGUACCUCCGGCCAGCAGAGGAAGAAAGCUUAACAUUGUGAUGUACCAAGAAAAUUGUCACACCUGUCCGUGGAUCCCAGACCUGCAGCUAAGAGAUGUCUAUCCAUUUUAAGAAUUUUAAUACAAACGCUGUUUUUUAGAAGACAACUUUGUGCGCUUUUAUGUAUUACAUGGAAUGUUUUUACACAGGCCGUUAAUCCUGGUUCAUUGCACAGCCACAGCAAGAAGGGCGUGAGGGGCUUCGUUUAGCUAAGGUUGGCAUUAAAAAAAAAAAAAAAAAAGACCAAAUGCUGAAGUAAGAUGAGUAAAUAGUGAGUAAAACAGUAACACAGCUUCUCGUUUGUGUUUAGGUCCUGGUCCUGCACAAGGCAGCGCUGCGCUCAGCAGGCAGCUGUCGGAAGGUUGUGUGUUGUAACCCAGCAGUGUCUCGUCAGGUUAGGACCUGGUUCUUCACUAUGGGCAGUGUGGUUGGGUAGAGCAGGAGUCUGAAAGGCACUUAUUUAUGACAUCUCAGCUUUCCAUCUCUUUGCAUUUUAAUGCCUCGAAAUCGUGGUUUCCGGAUUUGAAGAGGGAGUGGGGUGGGAGGAGGCUGUACCUUCAGUGAGCUGGGACACCUGGGCUUUGGUCAUCUCCCUCACCUUCCUCUCUUAGCUCCUCUUCAGAGACUAGCAACAAAAAGUGCAGCUUUUUCCCCGUGCCAAGAAAACUUGAAAUUGUCCUACUGUGUGAAAGCAGAAAUGGAGCAGUGCUGCAUGGAGAGCUUUUAGUUAGGCCAGCUGCAAUCUAACUGCCUCGAUGCCCAACGUAAAUCUGAUCGUUUCUCUUUUUAAGUAGGAAAGCUUUCUGCUUCAGUGCUGGAAGGAGUGGCUUUAGUUAAAUUCUGUAUAGUGAAACCCCAGCGACUGACAUUACAAUUAUAAUAUUAUGUUUUAGUUGGAGAUUAGAUACUGAUUUUUACCAACAUCCAAUGCCUACUGAAAAUCUGGAUGCUGAGUAUUAGGGGCUUCUUUUUACAAAAGUAAUGUGUUGGAAAGAAAGCGUGACUGCAGGCAUAUCUUGCACUGAAGUUUACAGAAGAAAAUUUGCCAUAAAUUCACAUCUCAGCUAUUGCAAUGGUCAACGUUUGCCUUAAAUUCAGUGGGAUUGUGUGGCGUUCAGCACCUGAGCGGCCUCGUGCCAGAUCGAUGUAUUGAAAGCACGUCGUUCCGCUUGGUAAAAGCAGUUCUCUGCAACAGACUGCAGAUUUGUCAUGUUUUGUAGUGCCUCCUGUUUUCCUAUUGCCUGUGUUGUGACUGAGGAAUGAUGCACAAAUGGAUGUAAGUAGCGUACGGUGGGACACAAAGUCCCGUGUUCCUUAGCCCGGCGCAGCAGCUGGAGGCAACUAAGGAAAUUCUGGACUGUGCUGGUUUUUUUGUAGCUAUACUCUUAAUUCUUGCCAAAAAGGUGUGUUUGUCAAAUAGCGAGGGAUUAAAGAAAACAUGGCGUGGGUCUAAUCGGAGUUCUGAAUGUAUUUAGGUGUUCAGUGUUCUCUAUGACUUGGUGAGGACAGUACAAAAGUAGAACUCGGUGUUUGAUCUUCCAAAUCUUCUGAAGUGUUCUGGUGCUUGUUAAACAUAGGCCUUGUCUAUCAAGUAGAAACAAAAUCGUACUGCUUUAACUUGACUGAAUAACAAAAGCUAUAUUUGCUUCUACACUAGAAAAAAAAAAAUGUUGUAUCAAUAUAAAGGUACUCUUUUAUUCCUUUUCCCUGUGGGAAUAUGUUAUACCAGUGUCAGUGCAAAGGUGGUAUAUAGCUCUUUUCACAGUGAGAAUUGCAAAAAUGUAAUUGAUUUGGAAGAAAAAUUGCAUUCCCAGCCAGAAUACUUCCUGACAGUGCAGAAGUUGUAUAAACAAGGCCUUGGUUUAAGGCUGGUCUUAUGACCACAUAUUUUGCUGUACAUAAUGAUGGUAUUUUUAAAAAUCCAAGCUUGUUCUAUUGCCAGAAAGCAUGCCUUUGAAAUCCCAGUCUCUGUGAUUGUAACUGUGCCAUAUUCCGGACCUCGUUGCAAAUACAAGUGUGGUUCUUCCCA
Molecule: messenger RNA, 3550 nt
Organism: Gallus gallus (chicken)
Lineage: Eukaryota; Metazoa; Chordata; Aves; Galliformes; Phasianidae
Gene: RAP2B
Product: RAP2B, member of RAS oncogene family
Exons: 1
Coding region: 109-660 (183 amino acids)
Biological process (GO): Rap protein signal transduction; negative regulation of cell migration
Cellular component (GO): plasma membrane
Molecular function (GO): GTPase activity; GDP binding; GTP binding
Source: RefSeq, a predicted model, not a curated record